Megalops cyprinoides (Indo-Pacific tarpon) is the source of this 527-nucleotide messenger RNA. Its product is annotated as septin-9-like. The coding region runs from base 87 to 527 and encodes 146 amino acids. NCBI's taxonomy places the organism in Eukaryota, Metazoa, Chordata, Actinopteri, Elopiformes, Megalopidae. The transcript has 3 exons. The record is from RefSeq and is a predicted model, not a curated record.
UGGGAUUUGUUUAAAACCCGGAGAGCCUCUCUACAGUGCUGCCUCUGUCAGGACGGGAUUUCACUAUUCUGACACAAAUUCCCAAAAUGUCUGAUGCAGCUGUCAAUGCACAGUUGGAAGGAAUCAUAUCAGACUUCGAAGCUCUAAAGAGGUCGUUUGAGGUGGAGGAAGCGGACACAUCUGCACAUCCCUCCUCCCACGGUCGCCGAACACCCAACCUACGGAUGGCCUUCUCCGCCUCAAGCCAUCACUUCCAGGAGCCAGGAGCCCGAAAUUCUGAGCCCAUCCCGAGACCUACAGCAGAGCAUUCACCCAAGGCUGGCCUGCGUCGCAUGGAGCUGGCAGGGGGACGGAUCCCCGAGUCUGUUUCUCGCCGGACAGAGAUUUCCAUCGACAUUUUGUCCAAACAGGUAGACAGCUCCCCCAGUCCUGGCAUCUCCCGCUUUGGGCUGAAGAGGCCAGAGGUGCUGAGCCACAGCCGAAUUCUCGACUCAUCCUUCAGACGGAGCCCCUUCAAAAGAAGGUAG